CAGCUACUGUGGCUGCUGCUGCUGCUGCUGCCGCCCAACAGCUCCACCCCCAGCUGUUCAUCGAGGGCGCCACGGCGGCGAGUUCGUGUGAGAGGGCGGGCUGGUCGUGCCAUCUUUGACAGAACGGGUGAGGCGAGAACGGGUGCUCUGCUCUGCUUUGUCGCUUGCUGGCCUAUACUAUGCCAUUUGCAGAAGGCCCUGGGUUACGAUUCUGGUCUGAGGACCUCUGUGUUCUGUCAGCUCAAGGGCUGGUCUCUAUCGAGCGUGGCGCUUCCCGCUUUCCACUUCCCGUCCGGCCGACAGUGCUUCGCAUGCAUCAUUCAACUCGUGCACGGCAGUAGUGGUGCGAGUGUGUGACCGCGUUCGCGACGCGCGCCCUGCGAACCUCAUCCCCGGUCGAGGCUAGCCUGGAGUUCAGCCCUUUUGCUGUCAAAAAGACGGGCUGUUCGCCCAACUCGACCGUUGGCCGUCCCGCGGUCGGUGGCUUGCUGAAAGCCUCUGCCUCGACUUCACCGCCGCCGGCGUUCUAGAUCAGAGGUUUGACUGUUCUGUUCGCUAAUCAUUUUACCAACACAUGUCGCUUGCGUACAGGGGUGCGUUAGCAGAGGCUGAACCAUCCAUCAAGCCCUGAUGGUGCGAGUCCUUCACAAUGCGAAAAGACAGCAUGAUGGGACUGGUUAGCGCAGAGUUGCGCGACGCAAGGUCAGUAGAGUUUGACACAGGUGAGUUCGAGGGUGAAUGGGAAACGAAAAUGUACUUAUAAUAAGACUGGUGGGUAUUGUGGUCGCAUCGCUGUUGUAUCUGCUUCUUCUUUUCUCUUCUCCGGAUUCGGAACUGUUUCUCGUUUCAGCUCUUUUCUUGCUUCCUUGGUGUGAGGCCCUGAGGGAAACCGUUGGACUGAAAAAGAGCAAAAUAGUCCUCAGCACGGUUUUUGGUCCUUGCCAUAGUCACUCUCCCUACAUGGUUAUCGUGAAUAUGGCCACCAAAGACGCCAUCGUCACGGUCCACGAAGCCGGAGACGAUAUAACCCCACUGAAAGAGAAACAGUUCAUCAUGUCGUCUGGCACCAGCACGGCCACGACCGGUUUUGAGGCGCAGGCCAACAUCACCGCCGCCGGCGAUGCUACUGCUACCCGACCUCCACUCCGAGUCGCUCAUCAAGCCAGUGAUCUGUCCGCUGGGCACGGGUUCGGCAACGACAGAAGCCUAACCAGCCUAGGCCUCAAAUGGCAAAGACUGCGAAGGAACGUACUCAUUCGAUACACCAUCUACAUUGUGCCGGUGGCCAUAUUGUUGGCCAUCCCCAUCAUCCUAUUCGCGACAGUAUACAAAGGACGAAAAAUAGUAACCAGCUUCACCGACACGAGUCUUACACCAGUGUACACGUCCAACAUCACCUCUGUGGACGGAACAACCACCAGCAACAUCACAUCCAUCUACAACAACACAGCCGCGACGAUCUAUCAGCAAAGCCAGACCACCGUGACAGGCGGCAUCCACUACUUGGGGCUGUUCAUCUGGAUCGAAGUCGUCUGGGUAUUGUUGUGGGUAGCCAAACUGCUCGCCCAGCUUGUGCCCGUGGCAUUCCAGAGCAUCGCGGGGGCAAUCCACACAGGGAUACGCAAGUACCGGAUCAUUUUACAAGCAGUGGAAAUCCCACUGUCAUUAUUCUUCUGGGCGAUCCUGGCAAUCUCAUCCUUUUCCAUCAUCUACACAUUCGACCGGUCGUUCCACUCUGCGCAUGCCGGCAAGAUCCACUGGCUGAGCGUGCUGCACAAGGUCAACAAAGCGACCAUCGGCGUGACGGCUUUGUAUCUGGUGGAAAAAGUGUUGAUUCAAAUGGUCAGCGUCAAUUACCACGGAAAGCAGUUUUAUGAUCAUAUCAAAGAACUCAAGACUCUCAGUCGGGCCCUCGAGACCAUGUACGAUGUCUCCCGGCGUCGGUAUCCCGACAACCACCCUUCCUUCCGAGAUGAAGACCUCGACAUCCACGACGUGCGCGGAUAUCGGUCCAACAAGGACAGAAGCAAAGCUGCCUCGACAGGCGUGGCACUCGAUGAAACCGCAGCCAUCCUCAUGACCAACCUAGGCACCACAGCCGACCGCGUCACAUCCGUCCUGGGGUAUUUAGUAAGCGACAUCGCCGGACGCCAAGUCCUCAACCCGACCGCAUCAGGCCCCAUAGUCGAAGCCGCACUUGACCGCCAGGCCAGCGCAGAAGCACUCGCCCGCCGGAUCUGGAACUCCUUCACCUCGUUCGGCCACAGACCACUCGACCUCCAAUCAAUCACUGCCGUCCUGGGCCCCGGCCGCGAGACACAAGCCGAAUACAUCCACCGGAAACUGGACGCCGACGGCAACGGCGACAUCACAUUGGAAGAAAUGGUCGAACUAGUCAAACGCGUCGCAUCCGAACGCAAAUCCAUCUGGGAAGGCGCAUCAAACGUCAAAGACGCAAUCAAAGUGCUCGACCGGGUCUUGAGCGUUGUCGUACUCAUCUUUGUGUUUCUGAUCUACGCGGCCUUCUUCUCCGAUUACCUCGCGACUCACUAUACACAAGUCUGGUCUGCGUUCACAGGCUGUUCAUUCCUAUUCGCCAGCACGGCAGGUGAACUAUUCGCGGCCUGCAUUACCGUGUUCAUCAAACACCCUUAUGAUGUCGGUGACCGCAUCAACGUUGACGGGAAAGACAUGGACGUGGUCAAGAUUUCACUGUUAUAUUCGAUCUUUCGAGAAGUCGCUUCAAGACAAAUGGUCCAGAUUCCCAAUAGUAUUCUGAACGGGCUGUGGAUCAAGAAUAUUUCCCGCUCAAAGGAUCUCCGGGAACAAUUGACUGUUAAUGUUUCGGCGGGGACGUCGUUUGAAGAUCUUGAGAUGUUGAAAAAGGAGUUGGAGGAGUUUGUGAGCGAGAAUAAACGGGAUUUUGCACCAGAGGUGGAGCUGCAGCUGGUCAGUGUCCAGGAUCUCAAACAGCUGGAGCUAAAGAUCGAGUUUCAACAUAAAGGUGGGGCGAAUUUUGCGAGUGCGUCUGAGAAUCUGAGGGCUCAGCAUCGCUCGAAGUUUGUUUGUGCUUUGCUCAAGGCGGUCAGGAAGGUUCCUAUUGAUGGUCCGGGGGGAUCGGGCCCGGCGGCCGGGUCGAUUGAGAGUCCGACUUAUACGGUUGCUAUUUCGGAUGAUGUUGCGAGGGAGGCGAGGCGGAGGUUUGAUGAGGUGCUGGAUAGUAAGAGGUUGGUUCCGAAAAUGGGGUUGAAGCGGGAACAACAGCAGGGGCAGCAACAGCAACAGCAACAGCACUUUACAGCAAGAGGCGGAGGUGGUGAUGGUGGUAUCACUACUGCCGUGAGUACCGGUGGAAAUGACGGCGAGCUGAGACCACGGUCUACAGGAGAGCAGUAGUGCGAAACAUGAUACUGUGGUACUACUGCUACUAAUUACCAACAGUGGGCUGGUUCCGGUGUUUCACUCAUGAGCAAGUGAGCUGCCCUCCUUCCUGCCAUUGGGUACUGUCUGUCGACCGAGUUCUCCGUCGAACUGGACUGGCAAUCCUUUUAUGAGUGCAGGUGUCUUUUGAUAUCUAUUGUGCUGGAGAUAUGAUUGAUUGAUAUCUAUUGCUUUGCUCCGGAAUGCUUUGCUUUGUUUCGCCUUUUCCGGUAGGUAUGUAUUACAUGGACGAAGAGAAAGACAGGAGUCACAGGAGAAAUACCAACUUGAUAUAACGAUGACAUAAGACCCAGACCGGAAAUAAUGAAACAUAUGACCAACAACAAACAAUGAAAUAUUUAUUGGACAGCACAAAAAUCACAAGUCAAAAGGUCAGAUCAGAUCAGACAGUCGUCCAAUUUGAACACUACUUCCUCCCCCCUCCGCGCACUACUUCAAAACGUAUUUAUUCCCUUUCCACCCAGGUGCCUUCUACGACUAAUAACACCAG
This is a messenger RNA of Exophiala dermatitidis NIH/UT8656, 3931 nucleotides long. RefSeq lists its product as uncharacterized. Gene Ontology annotation, biological process: intracellular calcium ion homeostasis; calcium ion transmembrane transport. The record is from RefSeq and is a predicted model, not a curated record. The coding region runs from base 739 to 3396 and encodes 885 amino acids. The transcript has a single exon. Lineage: Eukaryota; Fungi; Ascomycota; Eurotiomycetes; Chaetothyriales; Herpotrichiellaceae. Gene Ontology annotation, molecular function: calcium ion binding; calcium channel activity. Gene Ontology annotation, cellular component: membrane.